Benincasa hispida (wax gourd) is the source of this 1905-nucleotide messenger RNA. Its product is annotated as tetrahydroberberine oxidase-like. The record is from RefSeq and is a predicted model, not a curated record. Lineage: Eukaryota; Viridiplantae; Streptophyta; Magnoliopsida; Cucurbitales; Cucurbitaceae. Gene Ontology annotation, molecular function: oxidoreductase activity; FAD binding.
CAAUGCAUAAACUAAAAGGAACACAAAAAUCUUGUGUGUAAUGAAGGUUUUUCCUUUAAACCCAUUACUUACUUUUACCAACUUCAUUAUUGUAUCUUCAUUUUUAGUCCAAUGGACAGCAGCUUCAUCUUACAAACAUGAAGAUUUUCUUCAAUGUCUCUCCAUCUACUCUAGAGACAUUCCAAUAUACACUCCAAUCAAUUCCUCUUAUUCUUCCCUUUUGACAUCCUAUGCUCAAAACACUAGAUUCUCAACACAACACAAAACCCUAAAACCCCUUGUCAUCAUCAAACCAUCUCAUAUUUCCCACAUUCAAGCCAUUGUGAUUUGCUCCAAAAGCCAUGGCUUGCAAAUCCGAAUCCGAAGCGGAGGCCACGACACGGAGGGCCUUUCUUACAUCUCCGACGUUCCGUUUAUCGUCAUCGACCUAAUAAAUCUUAAGUCCAUUGAAGUUGACACGAAGAACAACACUGCAUGGGUUCAGUCUGGUGCAACAAUAGGUGAACUCUACUAUAAGAUCGCUGAGAAAAGUCGAACCCUAGCAUUCCCAGCAGGCGUUUGCCCGACGGUGGGCAUUGGAGGGCACUUUAGCGGCGGUGGAUAUGGGUGGUUGAUGCGAAAAUAUGGUCUUGCUGCGGAUAAUGUUAUGGAUGCUUACUUGGUUGAUGAUGAUGGGAGGGUUUUCGAUAGGGAGACGAUGGGGGAGGACUUGUUUUGGGCCAUUCGAGGCGGCGGAGGAGGGAGCUUUGGGAUCGUGGUAGGGUGGAAGGUGAAACUGGUUAGAGUUCCACCGAUUGUGACAACUUGUAGGCUGGAAAAAAGCUUGGACAAAAAUACAAAGAAGAUUGUAUAUCAAUGGCAGUAUGUUGCUAACAAAAUGGAGGACACUCUACUCAUCGGCAUCAAUUUGACUGGUGGGAAUCCAACACAAGGAGUCAAAAGAAAUCCAACAGCUUCAUUCUUCUCUUUGUUUCUUGGAAAGACAAACAAGCUUAUUACAAUCAUGAACACAACAUUCCCUGAGUUAGGGUUGACAAAGUCUAAUUGCGAAGAAACAAGUUGGAUACAAUCAACUCUCAUUUCAGCAGGUUUUACAAAUGGAGAAGCCUUAGAAGUUUUGCUAGCCAAACCUCCAAUCAAAACCAUAAGCUACAAAAUCAAAUCAGACUAUGUGAAACAACCCAUUUCCCAACAAGCAUUAAAGGGAAUAUGGGAAAGAUUAAAAUCUCAAGUAACAGAAACAUCACAACUUUUUUUGUUUCCUUAUGGUGGGAAAAUGAGCAAGAUUUCUUCAUCAAAGAUUCCAUUUUCACACAGAGCUGAAUUUCUAUACAAAAUCUCAUACACUGUUGGGUGGACAGAGCAAAGUAUUGUUGCAAAUGAAAGACAUCUAAAUUGGAUACGAGAGCUUUAUGACUAUAUGACUCCUUUUGUUUCGAAUUCGCCGAGGGCUGCCUAUAUCAAUUAUAGAGAUCUUGACAUUGGAACAAAUAAUAAGUAUGGUAACACGAGCUACAAGCAAGCAAGUAUUUGGGGAUUGAAGUAUUUUGGGAACAAUUUCAAAAGGCUUGUGCAGGUUAAAACUAAGGUCGAUCCUUCAAAUUUCUUUAGGCAUGAGCAAAGCAUACCUCCUCUCAGUUUGUCAUAGGCUUCUUGAUGUUGUUUUCAUGUGUGUUUGUCCAAUCCCAAACUUUGUUUGUAUUGCAAAAUAAGAGGUUGUGUCAGCUGACUUUGAUAUUUUUGUGUGAUUAUUAAAUAAGAUCCAAGAAAAAUUUGUGAUUUUCGAAUCAUCAAUGACUUUUGGAAUAUGUAAUGAUUAUGUAAUUUACUAGAUAACUAUUUCCUAAGUUAUUAACUAGGAAUUAGUAAAAAUAAAUAAAUAAAUAAUAAAAUCUAAUCCACCCC